CACUUGUCACGAUACAAAACAUUGCAAAGCAGCUUUACAGCAAACGUAAGUUUCUAUUUGAAAGUUUCUACAUUUUAUUUAGUAGUAGAUUGAUCCACCUGAUCUCAAGUUGAUAUUCAUUCAGUAGAAAUGCACAGUAAAAUCAUGCAGUUAUUUAAAGACAUGUCAUCAAACACACUAUUAACGUCAAUGAUUAUGUUAAAGGUAGAGUAAAAUCCGGUAGGUCUGGAUGUUGUCUGAGACUGUGUCUGUGUGUUGUAUUGUAUUACAGUAUUGGAAGUAUUCAAAGCUCAUUUCAGAUCCGGAGUGGUUUUCUCAGUGCUGCUCUGAAUCAAAGCGUGUCUUUGUGUAGCUGGAGUUGGCGUCGUGGGCGGCUCCAUCAGCAGCAGAUAUAAGAGCGGAUGGAGAUCUGAAGCGGCUCAAAAACCCUGAUCUUCUCUUCCUCGGACAGACGUGAUGCAGGCGCAGGAGUACCUGAUGAGAGGGAAGGAGAUGGUGGAUUUCAUCCAGCAGUAUCUCACACGGAUCCGUGAGCGGCGGGUCGUUCCAGACGUUCAGCCGGGCUUCAUGCGUCCUCUUCUGCCCAGCAGUGCUCCGUAUGAACCAGAGGACUGGAGCAGCAUCAUGAAGGACGUGGAGAACAUCAUCCUGCCCGGGGUGGUUCAUUGGCAGAGUCCUCACAUGCAUGCAUAUUUCCCUGCUCUCACCUCAUGGCCGUCUCUACUGGGAGACAUGCUAGCAGACGCCAUCAACUGCCUCGGCUUCACCUGGGCCUCUAGUCCAGCAUGCACUGAGCUGGAGAUGUGUGUAUUGGACUGGUUGUGUAAAGCGCUCGGGUUGCCAGAUCAUUAUUUACACCAUCAUCCACAGAGCAGCGGAGGAGGAAUCCUGCAGAGUACGGUCAGCGAGUGUACGCUGGUGGCUCUGCUCGCCGCGAGGAAAGACCGGAUCCUGCAGAUGAAGAGUGAGUUCACUCACACCGACACAGACGAGUCCGUUCUGAACGCCAGACUCAUCGCGUACGCCUCGGACCAGGCUCACUCGUCUGUGGAGAAGGCCGGUCUGAUCUCUCUGGUGAAGAUCAGGUUCCUGGAGACGGACGAGGCGUUUUCUCUGCGAGGUGAAACUCUGCAGCGCGCCAUCGAGGAGGACCGCCGGAGAGGAUUCGUUCCUGUGAUGCUGUGUGCGACGCUCGGCUCCACCGGUGUGUGUUCCUUCGAUCGUCUGGAUGAGCUCGGCCCGGUCUGUGUGCGUGAGGGUCUCUGGCUGCACGUGGAUGCGGCGUACGCAGGUUCUGCUCUUCUGUGUCCUGAACUGCGUUACUUUCUCAACGGAAUAGAGUUCGCCGAUUCCUUCGUCUUCAAUCCUUCCAAAUGGAUGAUGGUUCACUUCGACUGUACGGCGUUCUGGGUGAAGAAUAAGAUGAAGCUGCAGCAGACGUUCACCGUCGACCCGCUGUAUCUCAGACACGAGAACUCCGACGCCACAGACUUCAUGCACUGGCAGAUCUCUCUGAGCCGCCGCUUCCGCUCUCUGAAGCUGUGGUUCGUGAUGCGCUCCUUCGGUCUGAAGAACCUGCAGGCUCACAUUCGACACAGCGUGGAGAUGGCGAAGCUGUUCGAGUCUCUGGUCAGAAACGACACAAACUUCCAGAUCCCAGCGCAGCGGCACCUCGGCCUGGUCGUCUUCUGCUUACGAGCUGGAAACGGAGCGACGCAGGAGUUACUGCGCAGACUGACUAAAUCAGGCCAGAUGUUUCUGAUUCCGGCCGCCAUCGGGAACAAACUCAUCAUCCGCUUCGCUGUGACGUCUCAGUUCACGAGCGCUCAGGACGUCCAGAGGGACUGGAGCCUGAUCCGGCAGACGGCCAGAGAAGUGCUGCGCUCCUGCGCUCUCUCACGCCAGUCCAGCGUGCUCUCAGACGAGGAGAACCAGAGCGAGGACGAGCUGAGCCGCAUGCGUCUGGAGCCCAUGAUCGACGAGCGUCUGGUGAGACAGGGCCAGAGACGGGCCACGCGCUCCCUGAGCUGCAGCGCCGAGCUCCCGCCCCAGAGACUGCAGAGAGACGCCCCGCUGGAGCAGAUCCCCGGGCGGCCCGAGCACCGAGCUCAGAAGAGGCUGCUGAAGUUCCACAGCGUCCCCAGUCUGUCUCAGGUGUGGGCCCAGUGCGGCAUGCAGCAGCUCUACCAGCCCUUCAGACGAGGAUGGGUCACCAGCAGAGCCAGCUGCUUCAACUGCUUCCCCCUCGAGACCAGCCCGCUGCCCACCAAAUAACACACACACACACAGAGACACACGCACUCACAGACACUACACACUCACAGACACACACACACACACACACAGAGACACACGCACUCAAGAGACACACACUCAGAGACACUCACAGUCACACACACACACUUAGAGACAGAAUCAUAAACACUCAGGGACACACACACACAUGCAUGCUAAUGAACACUAGCACAUGCACACUUGUACACACUCUUGCAUGUACAUACACACACAUACAUCCUCUCAGACACACACACAGUUUCUCCAGAUCACACACACUACUGAACCUGAGACUAGAGACGUCAGAGAGCCCUGAAUGUGUUUGUAAACACCUCUCAGGAGACGUGAGUGAAUAUCGUAGGUUAACGAAAUGUUGAUUAAUCUGAUGUAGACAAAAAUAAUUAAUGCCUGUGAAGUUAUAAAACAUUUCCAUUUUUUGUUGUUCAUGAUUAUAAUAAAAGCUUCUGGUCUCUGACUGAAAAGACUGAACAUCAGUUCUGUGUGAGAUGAUAGAGAAGAAACAUCAAGAACAUCUUCCUCUUUCUUCAUGUUUAAAUCAAUCCCAUAAUGCACCUGAUGAAGUGAUGGCUGUCCGGAGCUGGGAU
Puntigrus tetrazona (Sumatra barb) is the source of this 2879-nucleotide messenger RNA. It is a transcript of the gene hdc, whose product is annotated as histidine decarboxylase. The record is from RefSeq and is a predicted model, not a curated record. The transcript has 12 exons. The coding region runs from base 457 to 2274 and encodes 605 amino acids. Lineage: Eukaryota; Metazoa; Chordata; Actinopteri; Cypriniformes; Cyprinidae. Gene Ontology annotation, molecular function: histidine decarboxylase activity; pyridoxal phosphate binding. Gene Ontology annotation, biological process: histamine biosynthetic process; L-histidine catabolic process.